This is a messenger RNA of Gamsiella multidivaricata, 591 nucleotides long. RefSeq lists its product as uncharacterized. Lineage: Eukaryota; Fungi; Mortierellomycota; Mortierellomycetes; Mortierellales; Mortierellaceae. The record is from RefSeq and is a predicted model, not a curated record. The transcript has a single exon. Bases 132 to 491 code for a protein of 119 amino acids.
GCUCACCGGCAACACUACAAUAAGUUCACCACCCAAUAUAUGGAUACGCGCGCCAUUUUGGAGUCAGCUUUGACCAUUACUAGUCAACACACACACAGACUGAUGGGCGAGGUCAGGCUGAUCAAUAAGACAUGUAUAGGACUAUCAAGCAACGUCAAGAGGAUCGAUGGGAUGUACGCCGGAUUAUCAAGCGACGUGUCCGCAUUACAGAGGCGAGUGGAAACUACGCGGAUACAAAAAGAACUUUGGCCGAACUCUCCGACCGAACAGAAUGGAUGGUAUCGGCCAUGAUGCAGCCUCAGCAAAACAUGGAGUGUAGAGCCCAGCAAGUACAUAAGGACAUGGACGAACUCAAAGAUGAUCUACGAUCAACAAAGAGGAAGCUCGAGGAUUUGCAUGAGGAUGUGCUUCGUACAAAGUAUACAACACCCUUGUUCAGGACUAAUAAUGGUGAUAACUAUUUCCAGCUUCAACCACCCACUAUGCAAUGAGGCAAGUCUUAUCAAAUACAGAUCUGCUAUAUAUCAUUGAGACUGCAGGCUAUGGACUACUCUCCUCGACCGCCCUGCUGCAUGUCCUCUCGGUCGUCAU